AGUGUUGAGGUGUAUUAGCUGUCCUACAAGUCAGGCGGCCAAUGGGAAGGAGCGCGCUCAGUCAAGAGAGGGCGGCGCUAAGGAGAGCGCGCGCACUCCCCCCCUUUCCUUUCAAUCCGGCUGGAUCUUGUUGCAGUGCCGCUGGCGCUGCUGGGAUGUAGGGGGGGGGGGAUCAGCAGGCAAGAGACAGUUUGUGCGCAGCAGUGAGAAUCCGACUCCCGUAGGCUGGAGUAAGAACUAGCAGUCGUCACCGCUCCGGUUGUAAGAACAAGCACCCGCACGGCCUGACGCUAAGGGCAAAAAAAUAUAAAGCACAAGAAAAGGCGAGGGCAGCUUACUCAGCCAUGCCGAAGAGAAAGGUGAAUCCUGCUGAAGAAGAGCCGAAGAGGCGAUCCGCACGAUUAUCGGCUAAACCUGCCAUUGCAAAAGUCGAGACAAAACCAAAAAAGCCCACUUCAAAGGUUAAAUCUGAGGAAAAGAGAGCUUCAACAAAAGGGAAAAAAGGACUGAAAGAGAAACAAACUGAAGAUAAUAACAAAAAAGAAAUAAAGGAUAGCUUGCCUGCAGAAAAUGGAGAAACAAAAAGUGAGGAGGACCCAGUAUCUGAUACACCAGGAGAAAAAGAAGAAAAAUCUGAGUAACAGUCUUUAAUCAGUGGUUCUCUCACCGCUGCCUUGUACAAUCCAGAGGAAUAUUUUUAUCAACUAUUUUUAAAUGCAAGUUUUUUUAGUGAUUUUAGCAAAUACAUUUUUAAAAUAGGAUCUUUCCCCAUAUCUCUUUUAAUGUAAUUGACUGUAUAUGCCUUGUUUUAAUGAAAUUAUAAUCAUGUACUGGUUAUAUGUUCUCUGUACAACCAGUAAUUAAAUGGAAUGUUAGAUGAAGGAAUAUUUUCAAUUUUUUACUACUUUACAGUGCAAUCUUCUGGAUGUCCAUUUAGAGGCACUUAAUU
This is a messenger RNA of Thamnophis sirtalis, 949 nucleotides long. RefSeq names its product high mobility group nucleosome binding domain 1 (gene HMGN1). Gene Ontology annotation, biological process: chromatin organization. The record is from RefSeq and is a predicted model, not a curated record. Lineage: Eukaryota; Metazoa; Chordata; Lepidosauria; Squamata; Natricidae. Gene Ontology annotation, cellular component: chromatin; nucleus. Gene Ontology annotation, molecular function: nucleosomal DNA binding.